Molecule: messenger RNA, 3141 nt
Organism: Sus scrofa (pig)
Lineage: Eukaryota; Metazoa; Chordata; Mammalia; Artiodactyla; Suidae
Gene: ZNF599
Product: zinc finger protein 599
Biological process (GO): regulation of transcription by RNA polymerase II
Molecular function (GO): RNA polymerase II cis-regulatory region sequence-specific DNA binding; DNA-binding transcription factor activity, RNA polymerase II-specific
Source: RefSeq, a predicted model, not a curated record
ACGGAGGGGGGCGUUGCCUGCGGCAGCUUGGGCUGAACUUCUAGUCUCCGGCCUCAGGGCGUCUUUUGGAAGUGGCAGGUCUGUUGUUACCGGCGUUUCUGGCUGAAGCACAGGGCAGUGGCCGCUUCUCAGAAAAAGGUCUCCGAGACUGAGCAAAGGACAGUGAGGAGAGUAAGACCCACCACCACGCUUUUGUAUGAGCCGUGACUCCGCCUGGAACGGGGUUGUCCGCCGUGCGCACUCCGAGCCUCGCCCCACCCCUCGGUCUCUGCAGCUCUGGGAGGCGGCCCCCUGGGGCUUGCGCGCAUUCUACAUCGCGGAGACUCGGGUGCCGGUCCCCCCCCCCCCCCCGCCGCGACCAGGGCUGGUCUGAGAGGUCGUGGACCGGCUUUUGUCGCUGCCUCUCGCCGUUCCGCUUUGCCCACUGGGCCCCAUGGCGGCGCCAGCGCUGGCAUUGGUAUCAUUUGAAGACGUGGCCAUCACCUUCACUGGGGAGGAAUGGAGACAUCUGGACCUGGCCCAGAGGACCUUAUACCAGGAGGUGAUGCUAGAGACUUGUGGCCUCCUGGUCUCCCUGGGGCAUCCUGUUCCCAAACCAGAGCUGAUUCACCUGCUGGAACAUGGGCAAGAACUGUGGACAGUGAAAAGAGGCCACUCCAAAAGCACCUGUGCAGGUGACAAAGCAAAACCUAAGACCACAGAGCUUACUGCUUCUCAGCCAGCUCUCACUGAGGAAGCCCCUUUUGAGGAACGAGUGACACAUGGACCCUCAAGGCAUUCUAGGUUGGGGCAAGCGAGGGAUCAGGGAAAACUGCCAGAAAUACAGGAAGGAAACUUGAGGCCAGGAACAGACCCCUACAAGAAUUCAUGCUCUAGGAAGUUGAGCCGUAAACAUGAUGAUUUGCAGACAGAUGACAGUCUGUGUUUAAGGAUUUUACAGGAGCGAGUCACUACACGAGAUGCUCCGCAUGAAUGUGAUUCACAAGAACCAGGAAAAGACCCUGUUAUUGAGACAAAGAAUAACCUCUACAAAUGCAAGGAAUGUGGGAAAGGUUUUAGCAAGAAUUGGGCCCUUGUUCGGCAUCAGCAGAUUCAUGCUGGAGUGAAGCCUUAUAAGUGCAGUGAAUGUGGGAAAGCCUGUCGUUAUAUGGCAGACUUCAUUCGACAUAUGAGGUUUCAUACUGGAGAAAAACCAUACAAGUGUAUUGAGUGUGGGAAAGCCUUCAAACGCAGGUCUCACCUCACAGAGCACCAGCGUGUUCACACUGGAGAUAAGCCCUAUGAGUGCAAAGAAUGUGGUAAGGCUUUCACCCACCGUUCCUCUUUUAUCCAGCAUAAUAUGACUCACACUAGAGAAAAGCCAUUUUUGUGCAAAGAAUGUGGGAAAGCAUUUUACUACAGCUCUUCCUUCACUCAACACAUGAGGAUUCACACUGGAAAGAAACUCUAUGAGUGCAGUGAAUGUGGAAAGGCCUUUACUCACCGCUCCACUUUUAUCCAGCAUAAUAUGACCCAUACAGGAGAAAAACCCUUUCUGUGCAAAGAAUGUGGAAAAGCUUUUUGCCUCAACUCAUCCUUCACCCAACAUAUGAGGAUUCACACUGGCGAGAAACCCUAUGAGUGCAGUGAAUGUGGAAAGGCCUUUACUCACCGUUCCACUUUCAUCCGUCAUAAGAGGACCCAUACUGGAGAGAAACCUUUUAAGUGCAAAGAAUGUGGGAAAGCGUUUAGUGACAGCUCUUCCUUAAUUCAACAUAUGAGGAUUCACACUGGUGAGAGGCCCUACGAGUGCAGGGAAUGUGGAAAGGCUUUUACACACCAUUCGGUUUUUAUCCGACAUAAUAGGACCCACAGUGGAGAAAAACCCUUGGAAUGUAAAGAAUGUGCAAAAGCCUUUUACUAUAGCUCUUCCUUUACUCGACACAUGAGGAUUCACACUGGAGAAAAGCCUUUCGUAUGCAGAGAAUGUGGAAAGGCCUUUACCCAGCCUGCAAAUUUUGUUCGGCACAAUAGGAUCCACACUGGGGAAAAGCCCUAUGAGUGCAAAGAAUGUGAGAAGGCCUUUUGUGACAACUUUGCUUUAACUCAACACAUGAGAACUCACACUGGAGAGAAACCCUUUGAAUGUGGUGAAUGUGGGAAAGCCUUCAGCCAUAGUUCAUCUUUCACUCACCAUCACAAGAUUCAUACUAGAGUUUAAAAGAUAUAGGAAGGCCUUUUGCAAGUGUGUUCACUUCAGUCAAUUUUAGUGAAUUCAUAAUAAUGAGUUCAUACUGGUGAAAUUCCUUUCCUUUUGAACAUGACUCAUCAGGGAAGUUUUUAGGCCAGAGAAAUAUCUUAGUAUCUGAAGAGAGACAUCCUAAUUGUCAUCUCUGUGAAAGUUUUUUGUGGCAUGUCAUCGCAAGGGUUUUACUAGAAAUUGAGCCAACCCACAGCUCUACAGUAUACCUGAGAAUCAUCCAUCAGAGAGACUCAGUGAUUAUCAUGCAUUUAGGGGAAAUGUCAGCAACAAUUCUUCCUGAAUUUGUACUACAAAUCCAUCUCAAGAGUAUUUUAAAAGAACAAAGAGAUGUAGAAGGAAAGAGAAAUGCAUCUGUGGUUGCUUCCCCAGUUCCUUGCCAAGCUUAUGACAAUUUGUCAUGUAUGUGUGCACAUACAUGCACGUGCACACAUGGGGAUGAAGAGAAAAUGAAAGAUUAAAAGUCCUCAUGCAUUUUUUAUAUAUCCGUAAUCAAAGAGAGUUGGACCAUUGGGGUAGCUCUGCUAACAUUAAAAGGUCUUUAUUAUAAAACAUUGCCAUGUCUACCCCUGAGCACAAGGCCUGAGUCGUGAAAUACAUACACAUACACAUGCAGUCAAUUUUUGUUACUCAUGUGGUUAUAUUCUAUAAAUUCACCACGAACACUGAAGUAGUGAAUAGUGAACCAUUGCUCCUAGUGACAGUGUAGGUUAAAGUUCCUGUGAGCCUCUGUUCACAUUUUCAUCAGCCAAUCAAUACAUAAUCUUUUAUGGAAUUUUUUUUUCUGUUUAAAGAUACCUUAUUUAAUAAACACUUCUUAUAAGUUACAUGCAGUAUUUCAUUGUAAUAAAAUGAAUAAUAAAAAUAUUUUGACACAAUUUUGUGUGUUAUUCCAUUGUUUU